Molecule: messenger RNA, 783 nt
Organism: Lactuca saligna
Lineage: Eukaryota; Viridiplantae; Streptophyta; Magnoliopsida; Asterales; Asteraceae
Source: the annotation of a GenBank genome assembly
AUGUCCACCACGUCAAUUGUCAUUUCUAAUAUAACUACCAACAUUCAAACACCAUCAUCAAACAAGUUGGCAUAUCAUGGUGGUAACAAUCAAAAUGUCACCACAACUUCUUCAUAUGGAUAUCAACAAACACGUGUUCAAUCUACUUCCAAUAUCUAUAUCGAUACUCCAUUAUCACACAACGCCAAAGACAAACGAAAAGAAAGGAAAAAUUAUUUGGAUAAAAGAAAAUCCAAUCACAUAUCCACCAUGCCAAUCGGUAAUAAUGGUCGUCAUCAAGAACGUUUUGAAGACGCUUCUAAUUUUACUACAAGAACUCCGUUGUCCAACAUUACCAAUGUCAACGGAGAAUGUUCAGUCUUGUGUCGUGACAUGAGACCUAUGACUUCAUCUUCAAUCACUCGAGACUAUUCCAACAAUUUAUUGCGCAAAAAUAUAAAUAAAAAAAGGAAGUUUCUAAAUACUACUCACAUACCCAUUUUCGACCUAACGUCAGAAGAAGAGUUUCGUGAUCAACAAAUCCAUAAACUAACUUUAACUUCAGGUGCCACAAAAGAUUACUUGGACCAUGGUGAUCAGACUUUUGUGUGUACGAUGUGUCAUGCACAGUUAUGGAGGGAUGAAGCACACUUAAAGAAAAAAGCGUUAUUGGGUCGGGUCCAAGCAGUUGUUUAUACUGUGGAGUUUCAAAAGCGCGAUAUUGGUGGGGGAGUCGAUUAUGAUGCAGAAAGAUCAAACACAAGGAAUUAUACAACUUUUGGAAAAGAUAUAUCACACCCUUAA